Molecule: messenger RNA, 3805 nt
Organism: Bufo bufo (common toad)
Lineage: Eukaryota; Metazoa; Chordata; Amphibia; Anura; Bufonidae
Gene: GMIP
Product: GEM interacting protein
Exons: 22
Coding region: 176-3214 (1012 amino acids)
Biological process (GO): signal transduction; negative regulation of GTPase activity; activation of GTPase activity
Cellular component (GO): plasma membrane
Molecular function (GO): GTPase activator activity
Source: RefSeq, a predicted model, not a curated record
GAGAGAGAGAUUCAGGCAGCAUGGAUGGCAACUUUUGGUACCACCGCUGGCUCUGAAGGACCUGGCGGAUGAGGGGACUCAAUUACUAUAGCAAGUAUCAGCUCUUGUAUCCCAGGCUCAGAGGUAGAGAUGCCUUAGUUGGAGACGUACGUUCUUCGAUUCCAUAUCUAAAAUUAUGCAUAAAUUGUCAGCUCUCCAGUCCAGCUAUGUAUUAAGGGAACAUGAUGAGCUUCCCCCUGAUACACAUAAGAGAUAUUCAAGAUUGGUGAGUAAAACAUUGCCUAUAACUUCAGACAUGAACUAUCCAGGGGAAGAUGGGGCUACGCCAAGAAGCUUUGUAGAUGAAUGCUAUUUGUCAGCUCUCUGCCGUUCAGCGUUAAAGGGGAGCCAUGAUGCCCCCGUGAAUUCCGGUGAACUGAUUGAGUUCUGCACUCGGCUCAGGAAAGUUGACCAGGAGCUUCAGGAGAUGAGAGAUGUCUACCGAGGUUCAGGUCUCCCGUCUUGUGACCAUAUUGAGCUUAAGUUAAAUGGAUUACUCCAAUCGGUUGUAUUCCUGCUCUUCAAAUAUCCAGCGCUUAAAUCUCACCCAGUACAGGACGCAAUGACCCACCUAAUCAAUAGAGUGCGAGAUGCUAAUGCACAGAUUGGGCCUACAGAAGGGCGGAAAAGAUUUAGUGAAAUUUUUCGGGAUCUGGAUGCCCUGGAGAUUAGCCUUGGAAAUGAGACCGUGGACAUGUUCUUAAAUGACUCCAGUCUGGCAAACUCCGAGAUGCAACAUGAUGAAGAAGAACCACUGAUCAGUACUCCUUUGGAAAUAAAUCGUACAACAAAUGACCGGGAUGGGACUCCCUUAUCUACUGAAGCAGAUGAAAUUCUCAUAAGUAAUGAGGGAGGAGUAGAGUAUGCUCUGAACUACGCCAAACGCUGGUGUAAAUACGUUCGGGAAAUCCUGGCAUACAUUGAGAAGAAACUCAGCUAUGAGUCUGAAUUUGCUAAGAACACCAUCCGACUGUGUGAGUCUACUAGGAGCAGCCUUAACCAACAGACAUGCAUGCCGCUACAAGAUGUCUACCUCCUUCUAUUGGACCAUGAAGCCCAUACUGGAAACUCAGCCCUUGAAACCGCGGCCCUGUUACAGAUGAAGAAGUAUUGUCAACCAUUAUUAGCAAAGAAGACAGAGAUUGAGAAGUGGAGAAAAGAGUUUAGGGAGCAAUGGCUCAGAGAACAGAAAAGAAUGUUAGAUUCUCUGAGCUCAUUACGUAAGGCCCGUCAACAGUAUGUACAACGAUGUGAAGACCAUGAGAAGGCCAAGCAACUGAGUGCCAAGAUAGAAGAAGAGCAGAGCACAGGAACCUACCCUGGAAGUGCAAACAAACUUCUGGAGAAGCGUAGAAGGUCCCGUGAAGAUGCUCAGAUCAAGGCACAUGAGGCUGAGGUCCUAUACAGAAGCUGCGUGACAGAGGCCAAUGCCCGCAGCGAGCAGCAGGAGAAGGUCCGGCAGAGAAUAAUAUCACACAUCAGGAAGCUCAUUAACCAGGGGGACCAGGUGAUGAAGGAGGUGACGCAGAACCUUAUGCGUAUGAAGCGUACACAGUGUGAAUCUGUGCCCUCUGGAUAUGGCAAUCUGCUCAGCCUAUGUGAACCAUAUGAAGUUGGAGACCGAUAUCUUCAGUUUGUCUUGACGCUACCACGAAAGCCUAUAGAACCUGAAAAAUUCACUUUCCUUGAGCACACCCCUGCAAACCAAAGGUCAUCACCUAGUGGCAAACGGAAAAAUGCUGUGCAACUCGUCCGAGUGUCGUCUUCCUUGUCUGACCUCAAUAUCAAAAUUGAUGAGACAGGAACAAGAAUAUUGCCAGGAGAACGAAGCUCCUGGGGUAACAAGAUUCUGCCCAGCGAUUCUGAGAGUGUAGGGGGCAGCAGCGAGUCCAGAUCUCUAGAAUCUCCCUUUGACAGUCCAGUUCACUUUGUGAGGAAAGUGGCCAAAGCCUCCUCCACGGGGACCAUGUCUUCGGAUGACCUUGAAGAGAGAGAUUCCUUCCAUUCCUUCCAUGGAGAGGAUGUAGACUCUACAGAUGCCUACUCCGAGAAUGGCUUGCAGCUACACAGCGCGGACAAGUGGGUCAAGUCACCAGCUGGCCAAACCCACCGACUUCGACGUACAAGAGUUCCAAGCAAAUGCAGAGAGUGUGAAAACUUCAUGGUCUCGGGAUUUGAGUGUGAGGAGUGCUACUUGACUUGCCAUAAGAAGUGUAUGGAGAGCUUGUUGAUCAAAUGUGGUCAUCGGAAACUACCACCCAAAAUACCUCUGUUUGGUGUUGAUUUUCAUGAAUUCCCAAGAUACUUUCCUGAGGAGGUACCCUUCAUCAUCACCAAAUGUACAUCUGAGAUUGAAUUACGGGCACUGGGGCAACAGGGCCUGUAUCGUAUCAGUGGGGCCAAAGCUCGGGUGGAGAAACUUCUGCAGGCAUUUGAGAAUGGCAAAGAUCUUGUGGAUCUGUCGGGACAUUCACCUCAUGACAUCACCAGUGCCCUCAAACACUUCCUGAAAGAGCUCCCGGACUCUGUGGUCUCCCAUCACUUGUAUGAGAAGUUUAUGGCCUUUUCUAGAGACUUCCCUGAAGAUAAGAAUGAGCCAGAAAUUCGACAAGAGGCCAUCCAGCAGAUGAAGGAUAUUCUUUGUCAGCUUCCAGCUAGUAACUACAACACAUUGCGCCACCUGACAGCUCACCUGUACCGAGUUUCAGAAAGGUUUGAAGACAACAAGAUGAAUCCUAAUAACUUGGGAAUUAUCUUCGGGCCCACACUGAUUCGCCCAGCGCCUGAUCAGGACAAACCUAUGACCUGCUUGUUGGAUUCUGGAAGCCAAGCACAAGCUGUAGAAUUCCUUAUUAAUAACUACGAAAAGAUAUUUGGGAUGGAUGAGAUACCUGCAGCAGGGCGUCGGGAAGUGACCGAAGACCCAUCUGAGGCCGAGAUGGAUGAGUCCAUUAUAUCUGAGAAUCCUGCAGAAGGUGGUGAUUACUGUGCUGAUAUAUCAGAUUUGGAUGGAAAAGAUGGUGAAAAGGUCUACCUAGGAGAAGAAGAAGACGAUGAAGCAAGCCUGUCUGAAAACUCAACAUGUUCCAGAGGUCAUUUCAGCCGUAUGCCAGUAAAAGUUUCGCGUGGUGAUCAGGCCAAGGGAUCAAAUAGUCAACCUAGAACUGAGGAGUGAAGAUGAGGGAGCUCAUCAUGUUGGACAUUAUACAGAAAAACCAUGAGUGGAAAAACUGGAAUUUCUAAACAAAUAUUAUAUUGGAAGGAACCAUCUGGUGUCCUUCCAGACUUAUUUCUCUUGUUUACAAGUGAAAUUAUUGCACCCUAUAUCCUGUAUGGGAACUGCCAAAGAUUAACUAAAUUCUGAGGAACAUAUUUCUGGUUGAACACCCACCUCAAAUAAUCUUUGAGAAGAGUUUAAAAAAAAGUCUGAAGACUAGGAAGGUACAGUGUAAGAUAUAAUGGGGACAACAGUUGAUCUUCACAUCUUUUUUACGUCUCUGGAAAAUUUGGAGCGUUCAGAUGAUCAUGUCUAAGGACCUUCAGUUACCUGAAUUUCUAGCAGUUACUGGGUCACAGGAUAUGGUUGGCCUGCAGAGAGCUAUAUUUCGGUUUAAUGUGGGUUAUAUGUGGGUUCCCUUUCAAAAGAGCAAACAAAGGGUUUUGAAGAAUUCUAAAUUGCCAGGGUAACAAAGUAGAAGCAACUUUCCAGCAGAUGCUUGCCUUUUGAUCAUUUCUGAGGUCAUUUUUAUAAAAUAAAAAAAACAAA